AUGCCCGCAGUCGUAGCACCACCGCCUGCUACGGUACCCAGCAAGCGAGUCUUGCAGGACAAUACCAACUCUCGCCGGAAUCAGCAGGCCUCGCCACAGAAGAAACGCAGACUGGACGACUCGAAGCCGGUGUUCAAGACUCCUGCGAGAAGAGGUCCUGAUGGGAAGCCCAUUAAUUCGAGUCAGCCGAAGAGCCAGUUUGAAGAGGAGGUUCUUGAGCGACUCACGCAAGACAUCGACGCCUUGAAGCACAAGAAUGCAGAAAAGGACCAGCAUUGGGCAAGACCGAGUCUAGACAGCUUCAACGACAAAACGGACACCGUGAGCUUUCAGUCCAUCGAUGCCGAGGAGGGCACUCUUCAUGGUGGCAAGGCCACUGUGAAGCUGUUUGGCGUGACAGAGGAAGGACACUCCGUACUUCUCCAUGUUACGGACUUCCUGCAUUACCUCUACGUCGCGGCUCCGAUCGCCUUCACGAAGAAUGACUGCGAGCCCUUCAAAGUCUUCCUUGAGUCCAGCCUUGCUCAACAUUCCGCUGCCAUUCAAUCAGUGCAAAUGGUCAUGCGGGAGAACAUGUUCGGAUUCCAAGGCAACACCAAGAGUCCAUAUCUUAAGAUCACAGUGACGGACCCCAAGUUCAUCAACCGUCUCCGCACGACGAUCGAAUCUGGCAAUGCCAACUACAAGGGCCUCUGGAAGGUUGCUGAAGGUGGGAUCUUGACCUUUGACAGCAUCCAAUACGUGCUUCGUUUCAUGGUCGACACGGAGAUCUCGGGCAUGUCCUGGGUUUCGGUCAAUGCGGGCAAAUACCACAUGAUCCCAAUGCGGGAUCGGCAGUCAAACUGUCAGAUCGAGGCACAUUGCCAUUUUCGCGAUAUGAUUGCGCACCCAGCAGAUGACGCAGAAUGGUCGAAAAUGGCUCCACUUCGCAUUUUGAGCUUCGACAUCGAGUGCGCUGGACGAAAGGGCGUCUUCCCAGAAGCCAACAUCGAUCCUGUUAUCCAAAUCGCCAACGUCGUCACCCGAUAUGGUGAAGAGAAGCCCUUCGUUCGGAAUGUCUUCUGCAUGGACACGUGCAGCUUGAUUGUAAACACGCAAGUGUUCGAAUUCCACAGCGAGGAGAAGAUGCUCAUGGCAUGGCGCGAUUUCUUGGAGGAGGUUGACCCGGAUGUUAUCAUCGGCUACAACACGUCCAAUUUCGACUUCCCAUACCUUCUGGACAGAGCUGCUCAUCUCAAGGUGGGCAAAUUCCCAUACUGGACGCGGCUGAAGAACGUCAAGUCUGCUGCUAGAGACGCCAACUUCUCCAGCAAGCAGAUGGGAAAUCGCGACACAAAAGCGACAAACACCAAUGGCCGUCUGCAGCUGGAUUUGCUGCAACUGAUUCAACGGGACUAUCAACUGCGAAGCUACACACUAAACUCCGUUUCUGCUCACUUCUUGAAAGAGCAGAAGGAAGAUGUACAUCACACCAUGAUCACCGAGUUGUACAACGGCACUCCAGAGUCGCGCCGCAGACUUGCUGUAUACUGCUUGAAAGACGCCUACUUGCCACAACGUCUCAUGGACAAGCUCAUGUGUCUUGUCAACUACACAGAAAUGGCAAGAGUCACAGGUGUUCCCUUCAAUAUGCUCCUUUCCAGAGGCCAACAAGUCAAAUUCAUCAGUCAACUAUUCCGAAAAGCUCUGGAGCAGCAACUGGUCGUACCGAACCUCAAACCGGAAGGCAGCGAUGAGCAGUACGAAGGCGCCACGGUCAUCGAGCCUACUCGAGGCUACUACGACGUUCCGGUUGCAACCCUCGAUUUCGCAUCUCUGUACCCCAGUAUCAUGCAAGCGCACAAUUUGUGCUACACCACACUCCUGAACAAGAAUGCUGUCGAGAAGCUCAAUCUGAAGAAAGACGAGGACUACAUUGUCACACCUAAUGGAGACCUCUUCUGCACGACCAAAGUCCGCAAGGGUCUGCUGUCACAGAUUCUCGAAGAACUUCUGGGUGCCAGAAAGCGAGCGAAAAAGGCACUGGCAGUGGAGACCGAUCCGUUCAAGAAGGCAGUUCUCAACGGUCGACAACUGGCCUUGAAGAUCAGUGCCAACUCCGUCUACGGUCUGACGGGUGCCACUAACGGAAAGCUGCCCUGUCUGGCGAUCGCCAGCAGUACCACCUCCUACGGCCGUCAAAUGAUUGAGAGAACGAAAGAAGAGGUGGAGAACCGCUACACCAUCGCCAAUGGAUACAGCCAUGAUGCCCAGGUCAUCUACGGUGAUACGGACUCUGUCAUGGUGAAGUUUGGACCCAAUGAUCUCGCGAAAGCCAUGGAACUCGGGCAGGACGCGGCCGAGUACGUGUCGAGCAAGUUCAUCAAGCCCAUCAAGCUGGAGUUCGAGAAGGUCUACUACCCAUACCUGCUGAUCAACAAGAAGCGUUAUGCUGGCCUGUACUGGACCAACACUGAGAAGUACGACAAAAUGGACACCAAAGGUAUCGAGACGGUUCGUCGCGACAAUUGCCGGCUGGUUCAAAAUGUGAUCGAGACGAGCUUGAAGAUGCUUCUGAUCGAUCAGGAUGUGCAGGGAGCUCAAGACUACGUAAAGGAAACCAUUUCAGAGCUGCUCCAAAAUCGGAUCGACAUGUCCAACCUCGUGAUCACAAAGGCCUUGAGCAAGGUUGAUUACGCAUCGAAACAAGCCCAUACCGAAUUGGCAGAACGCAUGCGGAAACGCGACGCCGGAUCAGCGCCAGCUCUCGGCGAUCGUGUGGCCUAUGUGAUGGUGAAGGGUGCUGCAGGCGCCAAGGGAUAUGAAAAGUCCGAGGACCCCAUGUUCGUGCUGGAGCACAACCUACCCAUCGACACGAAGUACUAUCUGGACAACCAACUGGCGAAGCCGUUGGGUCGCAUCUUCGAGCCUAUCCUGGGCGAGAAGAAGGCUGGGUCCUUGCUGACUGGCGAUCACACGCGUGCCAUCUCUGUCGCAGCGCCGACCAUGGGUGGCUUGAUGAAGUUUGCCAAGAAGACCGAGACAUGCCUUGGUUGCAAGAAGCCUCUGUCAUCCAAGGAAGAGCAGGGUGGUGCUGUUGGAGCCGAGUGUCGUCCACGUUUCGGAGAGCUGUAUCAACGAUCGCUGACGAAAGUGUCGGAGCUCGAGGUCCGCUUCGCUCGGCUGUGGACACAAUGCCAGCGCUGUCAGGGCAGCAUGCACAACGAAGUCAUUUGCUCGAGUCGCGAUUGUCCAAUCUUCUACAUGAGAAUGAAGGCGAAGAAGGAUGUGGAGGAUGCGGGCAAGGAGAUUGAGCGGUUCGAUAAGGACAGUGCGUUGUGGUAA
Zymoseptoria tritici IPO323 is the source of this 3324-nucleotide messenger RNA. Its product is annotated as DNA polymerase delta catalytic subunit. NCBI's taxonomy places the organism in Eukaryota, Fungi, Ascomycota, Dothideomycetes, Mycosphaerellales, Mycosphaerellaceae. Gene Ontology annotation, biological process: base-excision repair, gap-filling; DNA replication proofreading; DNA-templated DNA replication. The transcript is spliced from 2 exons. Gene Ontology annotation, molecular function: DNA-directed DNA polymerase activity; DNA binding; 3'-5'-DNA exonuclease activity. The record is from RefSeq and is a predicted model, not a curated record. The coding region runs from base 1 to 3324 and encodes 1107 amino acids. Gene Ontology annotation, cellular component: delta DNA polymerase complex.